Molecule: messenger RNA, 1065 nt
Organism: Neoarthrinium moseri
Lineage: Eukaryota; Fungi; Ascomycota; Sordariomycetes; Amphisphaeriales; Apiosporaceae
Exons: 3
Coding region: 1-1065 (354 amino acids)
Source: RefSeq, a predicted model, not a curated record
AUGGAGACCCUCCCCUAUAUGCCUCCAGUUCUUGGCCAUAGCUUGACCUGCAUGGCACUGGAUCACCGGCUGAGUCAGCUGCCACGUUCGGGCCGGGACGCCGAUAACGUGUCCAUUGUUCGGUCCAAAAUCCUGAGGCACCGAGGCAUAGCGAUAAAGGGCCUUAGCGAAGCCAUUGCCGAUGAGAGGACACGGAUGACCGAUCUAACCAUAAUUUCAACCCUUUUUUUCAUGUUCAUUGAUAUUCGGGUGAACCAGUCUCAUUGGCGACAGCAUUUUGACGGGGCGACAGAGCUCAUCUUGCUACGGGGAGGCCCGGAAAAGUUCUUCCGGCUGCUACGAUAUUACAAGAUGCUGAUAGCAAGCUAUGUUGUGGUCGGCGUUAUGGCGAAUACCACCAGUCCAGCCCAGAACUUAGCAGCACCCGCGUUCCACAUGAAACAUAUCAAACUGAUAUCGCAGUACUACGAUGAUGGACUGUUCCCGUUGUUACUAUGCCCACCUUCGCUCUUCCUAAACAUUAUUGAAAUCAACUACCUUCGACAUCAGGCAGCAGAGACGCCAUCUGCUCUGGAUUCCCUACGUACGCGCGCCCAGGAAGUACUGCAGCAUGUCACCGUUUUUUCGGCAGCGCAGCAUGCAGCAUCAGUGCCCUUGUCAACGGGUGGGCUGCUACUCAGUGGCGUGUAUCAAUCCGCUGUCGUCGUCUAUUGCAUCUCGUCACUUCAGAGCUUGGGUGUUCUUCCUUAUUCCCCAUCAAUGCGCGACACGAAAGCUCGCCACGGCAAGCGACUGCUGAUGCUCUUGGAGGAGGCUCUGACCUCUCUGAGCCUUAAGCAUAUCAUGAUAAAGUGCAUGGUGUGGCCCUUGAUCAUGGCUGGUACACAGGCUUCCCUCGGGAGUCCGGCCCAAAAGGCAUUUGUAGAGAGAACGUUGAUGGAGAUGAGUUAUGAACAUGGCUCACGUCUACCUAUGCUCGCACGGGAGGUAUUGAAUAAAUUCUGGGCAUCAACGAAUAAUGGUUGGGACGAUUGCUUCCCCCAGCCCUAUGCGUUUUUGGCUUAG